AUGAAAGCCAUCAUCGCGUCAACAUUCAUCCUCUACUUCCUCGUCACCUUCGCCAUCCAACUCCUCGAAGUACCUACGGUACGGCUAUUCGAGAUCGCGAUAUGCGAUCGGUACUAUCGGACGACUAAUGACGGAGCACUUGCUGGCUUAUUGCUCAAAGACAUAGACGAGUCUUCGUGUAAGAUUACGGCUGUGCAGAAUGAGCUUGCGGAGAUUGCUGGGUGGAAGAUUUCUUUUGAUGCUGUGCCGGGUCUUUUGACUGCAUUAUGGUAUGGAUCAGUAGCUGAUCGAUAUGGUCAACGACUUGUUUUACUUUUAUCAUUGACCGGAAGUCUAAUGGGCUUGACAUGGAUCGUUUUUAUCUGUAAAUAUAACAUAAUCUUUACUCCUCGCUUGAUCUGGAUCUCAUCAAUCUUCCUCUUCAUCGGCGGAGGCGUCCGAGUCUUCAACUCGGUCAUAUUUUCUAUAAUCUCGGAUAGCUUGGGGCAUUCGCAGCGGACCAAGUUUCUGUAUCUGCUUGCUGCCGGUCCUCAUAUCAAUAGAUUGAUUACUCCUCGCAUAUCGACAUUCCUCAUGGGCUAUAGCAUCUACGUGCCUUUCUGGGUCGCCAUUACGAUCGACGGCAUCUGCCUACUCAUGCUACUCUCAUGGUCAUAUCAGAGCAAGAAAAAGUCGGCUUCAAUUGACAGAGAAGAAGACUUAGGAUCCACAGAUGCAGAAUCCGUGAGCGACGACUCAUCAAACGUCAACACGCCACUUCUCGGCUCCUCGCCAUCACCAUCCUCCCCAUCCUCCCCAGUAGACAACCAUAACAACGCCUCCAACAACAAUAAGGAAGAAGACCAAAAACUAUCCACGAUCCUUAACACCGCCAUCAGCCUCCUCAAACACCCUGCAUCCCGCUUCUGCUUCACAACCUACAUCCUAAAACGCAUCGCCUUCGCCAGCGAAGGAUUCAUGUUCCAAUAUGCAUCCGAAAAGUUCCUCUGGCCACUGCAUCAAACAACCUGGCUACGCGUUGGACAAGCAUCGGGCGCAAUUCUGGCGACGCUCGUGCUGUGUCCUUUGAUCAUGUCUGUGUUCUCAAAGACUGGUACUAGUGCCAGUGAUGGUGGUGCAAGAAAGAAAGCUUGUGGAAGAUUUCCAGCACACGCAAUCGAUCUGACCAUAAUCCGAUCAGCGCUUACAAUCCUCACACUUUCGUUCUUCGCGGCUUGGAAAGCGCCGUCGGCUGUGUUUCUCGUCAUCGCAAUGGCAGGCUGCGGCCUAGGCGAAGGCCUCGAACCCGCCCUCCAAGGCUUGAUAACCUACCUCGUGGACUCGGACAAGACCGUUCGCCUCUUCACAACUCUAGCGGUCUGCGAUACCAUCGCUGAGUUUGUGGGUGGUCCUGUGACUGCGCGAUUGAUGGAGAUUGGGCGGAGGCCGGGGCAUGCGUCGGAUGGGUAUUGUUUUUUGGGGUCUUCGAUAUUGUUUGCGGGACUUCUUGGGUAUUCGAUGGUUAUACGAGCUCGAAGGAGUCAGUCGUAG
This is a messenger RNA of Talaromyces amestolkiae, 1530 nucleotides long. RefSeq lists its product as uncharacterized. Lineage: Eukaryota; Fungi; Ascomycota; Eurotiomycetes; Eurotiales; Trichocomaceae. The record is from RefSeq and is a predicted model, not a curated record. Gene Ontology annotation, molecular function: transmembrane transporter activity. Gene Ontology annotation, biological process: transmembrane transport. The transcript has 6 exons. Gene Ontology annotation, cellular component: membrane. Bases 1 to 1530 code for a protein of 509 amino acids.